Carcharodon carcharias (great white shark) is the source of this 3648-nucleotide messenger RNA. RefSeq names its product L-selectin-like. The transcript is spliced from 7 exons. Gene Ontology annotation, molecular function: calcium ion binding. Gene Ontology annotation, biological process: heterophilic cell-cell adhesion; establishment or maintenance of epithelial cell apical/basal polarity. Lineage: Eukaryota; Metazoa; Chordata; Chondrichthyes; Lamniformes; Lamnidae. The record is from RefSeq and is a predicted model, not a curated record. Gene Ontology annotation, cellular component: protein-containing complex; plasma membrane. The coding region runs from base 228 to 935 and encodes 235 amino acids.
UGACAGACAGCAAAACAGUAGCUGGUUUACCAAGCUGCCCCCUUCAAUUAUGUUGUAUCUGAACAUCAUAACUUUUACUUCUUCCCACCAAACAGAAGUCAAUGUGAGGGGAAAAAUCCCUAGCUAAUUCAAGAAAGGUGGGGGAGGGGUUGUCACAGAAAGGAUUCUGGGAACCUAGAAGACGUGAGUUCCUGAAGUGCUCAGUGACCUUGAGGCACCAUUACCCAAUGCACAGGAGUUCAUCCGUUCUGAAAAUCUGUGAGAAAUGCAAAGCAACAGCAUGUUACAGAAGAGGUACAUGUGUUGAAUUGGCUGAUGGUUUUCGGUGUAUAUGUGACCAAGGUUUCUAUGGGAACAAUUGUGAAAAUGAGAAAUGCAAAGCGGGAAGCUGCAACAAGAGAGGUACUUGUAUUGAAUUGGCUGAUGGUUUUAGGUGUAUCUGUGACCAUGGCUUCUAUGGAAACAAAUGUGAAAAUGCAAUUACCUGUACACCCUUGAAGAAACCAGAACACAGCAGUGUCAAUUGCUCUGGACCCUAUGGCGAGAAGCAUUACAAUGCAUCUUGUUAUUUUUCAUGUGAUGAUGGCUACACUCUGGAGGGGGAUCCUAAAACCAUCUGUAGGGAAUCGGGAAACUGGAACACGCAUGAUAUACAAUGCACCGUUAAUCACCGCAAACUAAUCCUAAUCAUUGUUCCCGUGGGAGCAGUAGCAGCAGUUCUUUCAGCCCUGGCAGUGAUCUAUCGGUGCCUGAAGAGAAACCAUCAAGAACAAAGUACUGGUGAUGACCUCUCAAUGCAACAAAAGACUUUGGCGUAUGAAAAUCAAGGCAUAUAUGCGCUACCAACUCUGUGUCUGAAUAAUGAAACCCCACGAGAUGAAAUGUAUGUCAACAAUCUCAGCGUGGAUCAGGAUAUGUAUAAGAACUUAGAGUAGGUCACAAUUAAUGAUACAAUUAAACAGAAAACCUUUUCCUUUGUUGAAAUGUGUGACAUUAAGUUAGUCUUUUCACAACAAUAGUGAGCUACAAAUUAGUGUUGCAUUUGCAGAUGCUUAAUGUAUUCAAAUGACAUUUCGCCCACUGUACUUAGUGGAGACAUUAACCCAUUUAAAGCAAAUAAUGGCUCUACACCUUUGUUAAAAUAACAAACUGAGGAACGUGCCAUGAACGUGUUAAGUAUUUGAGUGCCAAUAUCAACUCGUAGUAAUCUAGGCUAUCACAUGCAAUUAAACUGAAAAGACAUUGGGAAGAAAAACAGAGAAACAGAAGCAAGAGAUACUCUGUAGCAGCUGGCAUUUUAUUUUAAAACUAAAUACAUUUUCUCUCUCCGCCGAUGCUGCCAGACCUGCUGAGUUUUUCCAGGUAAUUCUGUUUUUGUUUAAGGUUUUACAAUAGCUCAUCACAGCACUGUUGGUGUGUUGAUAUAAUUCUGGAUGCAUUAUUACAGAUACAUCAUAAAACCAAAGUCCAGUUCCUGAAGGUGAUACAGUUCUAUAUGUAUCAUAGGUCAGGAUUGAAGAUUCCCAGUCUUACUAGAGAUUUCACAUCAUGAGAUAUGGGAACAAAAAAAAUGGGAUAUGAUUGCUGCUUCUCCUAUUGGCUCAGUUGCAUACUGCAGUGAAAAAUUACACCUUACAGUGAAAGGAAGUCCCAGAUUCAAUCCUUAGUCUACUCUGGGGACAGUACAAUUGAGCUCACUGCCUUGCUUUCAGGAUUUCAAAUUUGACUCAUGCACCAGAGAGAAAAAGAAACUCACAUUUACACAGCACUUUUCACAACCACCUGAUGUCUCAAAGCCUUGUACAGCAAAUGAAGUACAGCCACUGUCAUAAUGUAGAAAGUACAGCAGCCAAUUUACACACGACAAACUCCCACAAACAGCAAUAUGCCAAUGAUCAGAUAACCUGUUUUGUGAUAUUGAUUGAAGGAUAAGUAUUAGACAGGGCACCCGCUCUUCUUUGAAACAGAACUACAGGAUCCUUUUCCUCACCCAAGAAACAGCACCUGCAACUGUGCAGCAUUCCCUCAGUGCUACACUGAAGUGUCAGCCUUUAUUGUUAUGGUCAAGCCCCGAAUCAGAGCAUUAUGACUCCGAGACAAGAUUGCUACCAGCUGAACCUGAACUGGACUGAAAGAGAAGGUAAUCAGCUUCCCAUCUAGUCAUUCAUAUAGGAAAGUGCACAUGUUGGGUCAGCAGCUGAGUUAGACUGUUAGCCCUUUCUGAGCUCAUGAAGGAUGAAUAUUCACCUCGAUGAGAUGUUGGAGGGUGCCUCAGUUCCCUGUCGAAUUUAGUCAGGCUCCUUUAGAAGAAAAGAAAUGGAGGGUGGAACAUGGGCAUAAAAGGAGGAGAAAAAUAACCCAGCUGCAUCUAAAUAAAUGGAGGGAGGGAACAACUAACUCAAUCAUUUUAGGAUUUUUACCGUGUCAGGCGGGUGGUCCUGGGAGAGGUCACAAAGCCGACCUCAGCCUGCGAUCGGACCCCGACAUCAAUUUCACGCUGGCUGGGCAAUCAACGGGCAGCUAGUGUAAAACACACGCCGCAACUGUCAAAUGAAUCACCUUUGGCAUCCAACGCAAAGAGUGCCUCGAAUUCAUCCUGACUCACUUGGGCCACUGCAUCAUCAUAAGGGUUCCACUCUGGGUCAGAUGUAACGCUUUCAGUUACAGAAUCAUCUCUCCACAACAAAUCGUCUUCCGGAUUCACUGAUAGUCCUAAUUAUUGAAUUUAUUGAAAAAUGAGGGAUUGACUUAUACCCUGGGUAUCAGCCUGAACAUCCGUUUUAGCCCCCCAAAAAUGGGGUUGUCUAGCAUGUUGGAUCGACUUCGAAUCCACAAUCUAUGGUACAUUUCUUAUUACCUCAUUAAUCACAUUUGAAUCUUGUUGAAGUUUGGAAAGGGCUAUUCCAAGUAUCACUGCCUCAUUGGUGAACGUAUCCAAAAUUGGUACACCAAGAUCUGUUAGUAUCUGCAAAAUGAUACAUAUACAAUGCAAUAGGAAUAUGAAUUUUUUAUUUAAAUGUAGGCAUCAAGGUUCCAAUGUACAGAUCUACACACCCUAUCAGGACGGAUUGUUUGGACACCUCUAACUUAACCUACUUUCUCACAUCCUGGUUUCAAACUGUGUUCCUUUAAAAUUUAUCAUCUAAAAAUCACCCUUCUAUAAAAUUGUCUGCACAAUUGAUCAUAUGUCUCAUUUCCUGUUUUGUGUGACCUAUCUCAUGUGUACAAAAUUGACUGCUGCAUUCGCCUGCAGAACAAUAGUUAUGCCAACACCAGCAUAAUUCUGAGGAUCAUCCCACCGCAUUAAGAUGCAGUCAGUAAAGAAAAAGGUGUAGUACUGAACUGUAAUAAGAAUACAUAUAAUGCUGAAAACAUUAUUUUAAAAUGACUAAUAUUGUAACAAAUAUAAUAGAAAUUGAAACUGGGGCUGUGAAAAGCUGAUUUAAGUCAAUGUGGGGUCCCCAAAUGUCAUUUUGUUUUAUAUAUUAUCACAUCAGGAUCUUACUGUGCUGUGCCCUCCAGUGAUUAAUUGUAGUAUGAUUGAAUUGGCAAUUUAUUGUUAGUGUGGCUUUGAUUUUAUAUUGCUUAUUAAUGCUGUAAGAAGAGUGUUCUUUGCAAUUAGCAACGACAAUCUAUUUGGCACAAAGU